CUUCCUGUCGUUCAUCAGAGUGAGGGAGAGGGAGGAAGGACGCAGAAUGGCUACCGUGCAGUGCUCCAAAUGCACGGCAGAAAGGAAAGGGUUUCGGCGGGAACUUGAUUCUUGGCGACACAAAUUGAUACACUGCGUUGGGUUUGAAAGUAUACUGGAGGGAAUCUAUGGCCAAAUGUUGCUGAGAGACCUCAAAUUAUUUGAUGACUGUGAACCGGAAGAAGUGGAUGAUUGGUCCCCAGAAGCAAACUGCUCUCAGUGUUCAUUCUGCAGCCUUCCCCUGGACAAACUCAGUGAGCAAGCACCUGCAGCCGCGUCACCCCUCUCCUCCCCCUCUGAUUACUCUCCCUGUCAGGCUCCAACCAUCUCUGAGAGCAGCCAGUCAGCACACAGGUUCCUCCAAGCUGUGUUUCACAAGAAAGAUGUGCCACUUGGCUGUGAUUCCAACAUCCCUCUGGUUGCUCAGGAGCUGAUGAAGAAGAUGAUCCAUCAGUUUGCCUUGGAGUACGCGUCCAAGUGCCUGCUUCACACCAAUACAAAUGGUGUUACAACAAGGACCUCAUUGCCAUCGUCAGAAACAUCGGAUGCCCCUCUGGACCUCACAGUGAGCCGACCCCAGGAGGAGAAAGACAGUGAAAGUGAACCAGAUGGUGUGCUCGACCUCUCCAACAGGAAUUCUGCCUCCUCUGCCUCAACAUCCUCAUCUAAUCACAAAGCCUUGGGCUCCCUGCUGCCAUCACUUGCGGAAAAAUUGGAAGAUCUGGGACAGCGAGGGACUACAUGUCAUCAGAGCUCUGCAUUGGAUGCUGUUCUCGGCUCACUCUGCCCAUCACACAGUUCCUUACUCUACCAGAUACUGAAGCUGGCACACCAGGAAAAUUUGCUGUUGUUCCUUAAUCACAGACCUGUAGGUCAGAUUGAAUCUCACUGCUGUCAUUGUGGUGUAAACUCACAGGAUAAUGUCAGUCCUAAUGCAGUCCCCCUUAUUGAAUGUAAAGCCCAUAGCAGCAGCCCAUACUACCCUUUAACUGAUUGUGAUCAUCAAGGUCAUGGCAGUCCUAUGUAUCAUCCAGGAGACUGCAAGUCAAAUUGUAGCAUCCAUCAUUACCCUUUAACACACUGUAAAAGUGAUGCUCCCCUAGGCUCAAGGUACUGCUGUUUGCAGAGGUCCAGGAUGGAAACCUACACUGUUCUUUGCCCCAAGAGGCUGCACUGCAUUUCCUGCCAAAGCCUGUCUGUAGGUCAUACCAACAACAUGGUGUGUUCGUUUGCUUUGUCAUCCAAAUCCCCUUCACUGUGCACUCCCUCCUCUAGUUUAUGCCCUUCCUCAUCGAUCUGCUGUAACCAACACAAUCCCCACAAUUGUACCUGUUAUUCAAGCCAUGCCUAUCUGAUGCAAAACAGGAACACGAUAGACAGUGUUGUUGGAGAUACGGAUCCUCCUUGUCCUGUCCUGAAGAGAGAGCAGAGCCCCUCUCCUCCCCCUCUGUCCCCCAUCCCCUCAGACAUCAGUAAGAAAAGUGAUGAAAAGCCACCAUCCCUACUUCACCACAGAGAGGAGGCAGAAACUGACGUAAUGGAUAAACAUGGUCUUAUGACUGCAAGCCAACAGGAAGCUGAUAUGGACACAGCUAUAGAAGAGGAGCAAGAGUGUGGGACUCCAAGAAGUAGUUGUGCUGAGCAGAACCCAAGUGGGACUUCACUGCAGGAUGUAGUGAAUCGCUUCAGUGAGAAACUGGAGACAAUCAGACCUAUAGAGAAAGAUCCGUCUCUGGUCUCCACAGCCGUUUAUGUCUCUGAAAAGGAGUCUCCUUCAACCAGUCAGCACUUGGGGUUUCAUGCUGAUGCCCAGCUAACUGAAAUCAUCACCACAGUGCUACAUACAGGCAGUGCAAGUGACUACAAUCUCAGUGAGCUGUUCAAUCGGCAUGAUAGCAAAGAGCCUAAGUCACCCAAUACCCGCUCCCGUCGUCGCCAAGAAGUCCGUGCUGCUAUAGCAACUUCUGCCAAUGAUUCUUCAACCAGAAGGCAUACUUUAAAAAUUAAACGAGAGCUUGCCAUGCUUGACCAGUCUUACAAGAGAAGAAAGGUGCCACCAUCAAAGAGAGCAAGAUUGAAAGAUGACAAUGUUAAUAUAACUGACAUUAACAUUUCAUCAGAUUCAAACCAAGUAAAAGAAGAGCCUAAAAGAGAACUGAGGGGUGUUGAACUGGAAGCUGUAGAGAAUCAUAGAGUUAGUGAGGGAUCCCUGAACUUUCUUACUGCAGAAAGUGGCAGGGGUGAAGUAAAAGAGGAGAUACAGACAGUUAUAGUAACAGAGGAAGUUCAAAACAUUAAGGCAGAAAACAAAGAAAGAGAGAUAUCCAUUGAGGAAAAACAUAGUCCUCUGUCAGGCACUCAAAUACUGACCCCUGAGCUGCGAAGCAAGUAUGGCAAACAAGGCUCCAAACAUGACAGUGUACAAGCACAGGUCAUGACAGUGACUGCAUCCUCAGCAAAACAGUGUGUCAGGCCUUGUGAAGAAGAUGGUAUGGGUACCUAUGCUGGAAGCGAUAGAAUUAAUGAAGAAGCCACAUCACUCAGUGAUAAUAGACGAGGUAAAGGCAAAGAUUGCCAUCGUCCUAUUAGAAACAGGCAGAAAUGUCAAUCGUGUCACACCAAGGAGACAAGGAGAUCAAGGAGAAAUAUAGUCCCUCCACAGCGGUUCUCCUCCUACGUCACAGAGCCCAGGAAGAUGUACUUUGUUGCAUGUUUUUCUGGAAACAUCUUCCAUCAGAAAACACAAAAGGACAAUACUUUGACACCUGGCAACCUGGAUGCCUUAUCCCAAGAUCCUGUUGCUAAGGACGCUAAGUUUGAAUCAAGAAAUGAAACCCCUCUGUCCUCACCUGAGCAGACAUUGAAGCUUGAAUUUGACUCCACACAGAAAGGACAAUGUGGACCUUCAUUUUACAAAGAGUCAAACAGUAUUAUCACAAACCAGAUAUUUCCACGAAAUGUGGCUGCCAAAGAGGAGAGCCCCGCACAACACAGCUCGGACAAUGAGGCAAAUGGCAGCGACUGUGGCGCCAAAUCUUUUAGAAGGCUACGGUCAUCUCCAAAAAGAAUACAAAACUCAAAGACCACUUCAAGAGUUGCCCAAAAUACAUCAAAUAUGAAUGUCGCCAUAAAGUCUUUUACCUGUGUUGAGAGCCCUCCUAACUCACAGGUCCAGUACACUAGCCCAAUUAAGCUCAUGUUUGUAUCACCGGUGAAAGAUAAGGAAGGAGUCAGAUACAGUCUCAAAUCAGCAUGUUCUGGUUCUAGUGAACAAGCAGAGGAACCCUUUGACCCAUGUGAAGAGUCUUCAUGGUCAGGGACAGUUCAGAUAAACAAAAGCCAGAGCACAGAGUCUGCUACUUCACGAAAAACAUCUGUUUCUUCACCACUGAAGUCUGCUACCUCACCUGCAAGAUCUGCUUCAUCGCCAUCCAAGUCUGCUUCUUCACCACAACCCAAGUCUGCUUCUUCACCACAACCCAAGUCUGCUUCUUCACCACAACCCAAGUCUGCUUCUUCACCACGAUCCAAGCCUGCUUUUUUACCACGAUCCAAGCCUGCUUCUUUACCACGACCCAAGUCUGCUUCUUCCUCACCAUCCAAGUCUGCUUCUUCCUCACCAUCCAAGUCUGCUUCUUCCUCACCAUCCAAGGCUGCUUCUUCCUCACCAUCCAAGGCUGCUUCAUCACCAUUCAAGUCUGCUGCAUCACCAUCCAAGUCUGCUUCUUCACCACUAUCCAAGUCUCCUUCAUCAUCACCUCUUAAGUCUGCUUCAUCACCAUCCAAGUCUGCUUUGUCACCGACAUCCAAGCCGGCUUCUUCACCACUCAAGGUAGCUUCUUCGCCAAGCAAGUCUUCUUCACCAGCCAAGUCUGCCUCCUCACCAAAGUCAGCGUCAUCAUCACCUAAAAUAAGUUCCAGGAGGUCAGGCGAAGGUACUCCAACUAAACGGUUAGUUGGAAACGAGAGUCAAAGGUCACCGGGUGACUUGUUAUCUUUCCAUGAAACCACUCCACCAAAAAGGCGCCCAGGUCGGCCAAAGAAGCUGGGACCACGGCUGGAGCAAAAAGCAAAGAGGCCAAUUGGUCGACCACGCAAGCAGAAGGCUGUGGAUUCAGUAAUGGGUGCAAAAUCAGUAAACGGAAGGUCUGAAAUAUCAUCUGAUGUUGAGGAGAAUGUAAACAAGAACCUCAAAAUAACAGUAGUUUAUGGUCGUUCAAGAAGAAAUAAACGAACUGUGUCUGAGGGCUUUGACCAGCUGCAAACAGAAUUUCAUGAUGCUUGCCAAGCAGUGGGCCUUAAAAGAGACUUGGGCAUUUUAAUGCACAACUCCAGUAUUAGCUCAGGUAGUAUCAAAACAGCCUCGACAGAAUUGACGGAGGAAUUACAUUUUGUCAGCCCCGUGAAAGAUUCUGCUCUUCAGUCUAGUAGCAACAUCAAAUGUCAGAGGCAGGAUGAUUCUGUACCCUCAAGGAAACCAGGUAGACCUGCAAAAGUUAAAAUCUCUGGAAUCUCUGUUACAGUAACCACAGUGUCGCCUCGACAACGUAAAAUUCAGAUAAAUAAGGACACUCGACAGUCUCCUGAAACUUUAAUGAGUAAAAAAAUACUUCUCCCAGAAUUCAAAUCUGCCAAAGAGCCUUGGACAAUCAAUCGUCAAGCAACAAGUAAAAUCAGUCUAACAGAGGAAGGGAUUGAAACAAAGGAUGAAAAUAAAGACAAACUGUCAAAUCAGCCUGUAGCAGUGCGUCACUCAAUGAGAGUGAGAAAGCCCUCGAUUCACUUUCUGCAUGCUGUUGCAACCUCCACAUCUAGAUCAUACAGCCACAGUAAUGCUCUGCUACGACGCUCUAAACAACUUCUGCUGAACAAGGCUAACAAUGAAAGGAGACAGGCAGAGCAGCAGAAUAAUGUGGAAACUUCAGGGGAGGAAAGACAGAUCUGUGGACAGGAGAGGCAGAACAUUUCUCAGGACCUGACCAGAGUGGCAGGAGUAUCUGUAGAUUCAAUCUUUACCCAAAAAGAGACGCUAAGGUGGUGGGCAGUGUCUGCUGAGGAAAAGACUAUGAACCAGGAGCUUGCGAGGCGAAUACGACUCAUAUCUGACACUUGGGUUUCAGACACUGUGGAGAACCAAGAAAAAGAAAUUGCCUUCAAUUCUAAAAUAGGCGCUAAAGGCAGCAGAAAGUCGAAACAUUCCUCAGUAGUUCGAACGCUAUUUGACUGUUCUCCUAACAAACCACGCUCUUGUAGCAUGCAGCAGCUUUGCUCUUGGUUUAUGCAAACCACAGAAACACAGUCUCUGGCUAUUGUCAAAAAGGCAAGCUCCCGUAAUCCUUAUGAACUUAUGCACUUCCCUCGUUCUGCCAAUAAGAAAAGUGUUUCCCACAGUCCUCAGGCAGAGCGACUCCGCAAACACAUCAAGAAGUUUGCCAAAAUGGUGCCAAAAAGUCCUCUGCAACAUCAACAGGCUCAAAGAAAUUUGAGGAAGAGGAAUGAGGCCAGUCUAUCAACACAUGAUUUUAGGCGACAACUCUUCACUCCCAGGUUUGCAGCAGACAGACUCAAUCAAGGAGCCCAGUGGCAGGCUAUCAGGACAUUUGGUAAAUACCAAGCUGCUCUAUUUAGAGCAAGGACGAGGUUCCUAAACCGGAAAGAGAGGGAGAGGUGGCAAAAGAGGCAGAGGAGUAAGAAUAACACAACAGUUGCUACAAGUUGUUCACAUAGACAUGCAGUGAUUGGACUACAGCAAAAACGUAAAGCAUUACACAAGCAUUCAGCAAAAUAUCCCUUAUCUGACUGUUUGGAUAACAGUUCUGCCGCCAAUUCUGUUGACCAAACUCAGGACCCUGUGGAUGUACCCAAAGAGCAUAACCUCUGCUCUAAAGCCUGGAGUCCUGAGACGCUGAAGGAAUGCCGGGUGUUUCUGAGGAAGAUCAACUCUCCAGACAAUGAAUCAACUGAGGAAGAGUGGGACUCCUGUACCGUGACACUGGAUGAUGGGUCACCUUCUGCAUACCUCUUUGCCGCAAGGGAGAGAGAACUGGUAGGAGUUGUUAAAGCUGUGAAAACUGAAAGAAAAGUGAGCACAAAUAGAAUUGCCUCAAGAGAAGUGGGUUCUGCUCCUAAAUCAGUGCAGGAGCAGGAUGAGAUGCCAAUGGGGAGGCAGAAAGGCAAAUACAAGCGUCCUAGGGUUGUGUCUACUGAACCACCACAGCCACCAGCAGCGAAAAAGUUGAGACAAUCGCGAAUGAGGGGCCUAACCGGACCGAGGUGGUGUGACUUUGUGUUUGAAAACUAAAUGAAGCCUCUUCUCCGACCUGAGAAAGGGACUGUGGUUUAACGUGGUGCCUUGGGACAUUGAGCUGACCACAUAGACUGACCGCCCCGCUGUGGUUCAGUCUUACACUCAGCAAUUAUGUAGCAGUCUAACUUAACAAAAGCUUGAUGUUGCACUAUUUUUAUCCAUGGAUAUGUACAGAAUAUUUGAUUUUUUUUUUUUUUUAAUCGUCAACUUGCCUUUGUCUUUUUGAACGUGUAUAGUAGAUCAAAUCAUUACGUCAAACAGAGUUUUAAUAGGAUAAGUGCUUAAACAGUGAUCCCUGUCAGAGCGGCUGUAUUGAAGGAAAGACAAAGCUUGACUGCAUAGUGCCAUCCCCAUCCCCCAAAACAUACCUCAUUAUCAAGGCCACCACUUUUUUCAGACAAUGACCUUGCUCUGUUACUCUUAUCCUGAAACCAGUAACAAUUUUUAAUACAUUAAAUUAAAAAUGUACAGCUCUAACAUCCCCCAUAUUUAUUUAUAGUUACUUUGGCACUGUUAAAAUUCCAGAUUGCUAAUUUAAUGAAUUGUUUUUUUUAUUUUAGAUCUUGAAAUUUAAUGACAUUUCUUGAAUCCAAGUGUUGUUUGCAAUAUUUUCUUUGAUGCUUCAGUCACUGUUGUAUUGCAAGUCAGCAGCCAAAAAACAUGGUUCAAAUGAAGGAUUUUUUUUUUUUUUUUUUAUCAGACGAACCCUAUCUUCCCCCCAAUCUGUGUGUGUGGGCCACCCUACAAACUUGUGUAUUUAACCACAGUAACUGGUCAUGCACCUGUACUGAAAUAUUUUUAUAUCGUUAUUUCUUUUCAAGUAUUUUUCAAAAAAAAUUGCAAGUCUUAGCACCAAACUGCAAUUAGCACAAACAUACGUUGUGACUACAUAUCCAGCCCCAUCACCCACAAAAUGUAGAGGUAUAUGGGAGGUGAUGAAGAAAGUAGCAUUAUGCAGUUGUAGACAGUAGAUUUUGAUUCAUUCGCUGGUCUGUUUGAAAUCACUUAUUUUCGUUGUCUUUUUUUUCACCCAAAGCAUAUAUUAGAUGUUGGUGUCGGAGCUACUUCUUGCACUAUUCCAUCUGAGAUUAUUAAUCCCACUACACAGAUUCUUCCCCCGUAUUCUUCCCCCAUAUUUUUGCACAUCCCAUGUCCCACUACCAAACCCUACUGUAAAACUAGAGAAUAUAUUUGGUGCAAUACAAACCCAGAUGAUUUAUCAGUAUGUAGUAAUUAUUUUAUUGCUGACAGACGAAUGGAUGUACGCAAGUACCAGUGGCCUGGGAUGUUGGUUCAGUUGUUUCCAUAGCCAUGUAAUGUGAUCUUAAAGGUUAUUGCUAUACAAACUUUGUUCUUUAUCAUCUGCUUUGUUUUCCUCAAUGAAGCAGAAAAACAACAGGUUCUUAAUUAUUAUGAUAGCAUUAAAUUUUUCUUAUUCAUAAAUGUACAAGCAUUAUUUACUGUUAAAAUGCAGGUGGGAUAUGUGUUGCACUUAAGGUUUGUUUUUCUGAAGUUGCAGCAAAUGACACAUACCUCCACUGGGGCUCAGCUAGGCCUAAUGCUCUUUUGCUUAUCAACCCGUAUGAUAGACAAGGCCAGACAGAUGAUCAAUAAACACUAAUCUUGGAUCAAAAUCACUUUUUCCUGCCCCUUAAAGAUCCAAGAUGUCUGGCUAUAGGUUAAAACUUAAAUCUGUAGUGUGUAUUGUGUGUCUGACUACCCUUGUAUGUAUGUUAGUAUUGCAAUUUCAACAAGAUGGAUAUGAGGUGGUGGAGUCUUGUGAUAAAUAACCAUUAGCCCUCUGUUGAAGAACCUGGUGCUAAACAUCUGUUGUAUAUUUUCUCAUGUGUUUUUAUACUGUCCAGUACAGAUGUAACAGAGAGGCAUCUGUGAUUGGAACAAUAAAGUCUUAUGACAUAAACAGUGAA
This is a messenger RNA of Scatophagus argus, 8274 nucleotides long. RefSeq names its product ligand dependent nuclear receptor corepressor-like (gene lcorl). The transcript has 8 exons. Lineage: Eukaryota; Metazoa; Chordata; Actinopteri; Scatophagidae. The coding region runs from base 47 to 6340 and encodes 2097 amino acids. Gene Ontology annotation, cellular component: nucleus. Gene Ontology annotation, biological process: regulation of transcription by RNA polymerase II. Gene Ontology annotation, molecular function: DNA binding. The record is from RefSeq and is a predicted model, not a curated record.